Messenger RNA from Panonychus citri (citrus red mite), 4655 nucleotides. Its product is annotated as ATP-binding cassette sub-family G member 1-like. Lineage: Eukaryota; Metazoa; Arthropoda; Arachnida; Trombidiformes; Tetranychidae. Gene Ontology annotation, molecular function: ATP binding; ATP hydrolysis activity; ABC-type transporter activity. The record is from RefSeq and is a predicted model, not a curated record. Gene Ontology annotation, cellular component: plasma membrane. The coding region runs from base 1792 to 4254 and encodes 820 amino acids. The transcript has 3 exons.
UUUGUUGUAACUUGCUGAUAGUAUUUUAAGUUUCUGAUUGAACCCUGAUUCUAAUUCUGGUGUUGAAAUGAAUUCCGUAGAAAAAUACCAAAUCCAUCAUCAUGAACACCAACAGUAAAUUACUCUAAUUAAUCUCAACCUGAAUUAAUCACUUACCUCUCUCAUCUUAAUCCUAAUCCAUUGUUGAUAUUUUUGUUUCUCACUUGAUUUCCUAAUCCUUUUUUACAAUCAACAAUUGUGUUCCAACAAUUAAAUGGACUUAACAAAAAUAAUUCUGAUAACAAUGAACUCUAAUAAUUGUCUCUCUUGGAUUAGCUGAUGUUAAUUGUGCUUCUUAAUUAAUCUUGGACAUUUGCUCAGCAUCCUCAUCAAGUGAUCAACUAAUUCUAAACAAUUAAUAUUCAACAUUGUCCAACAAUCAACAAUAUCAACGAAAAUUGUUAAUCACCUUACCCAAAGUUGCUGUUAAUUAAAUUGUUAAUUCGUGAUAAUAUUUAAUCAUAGAUUGGAGAGAUAAACAAACAAUUGUCAACACCCGAUUUGUGAACGUUAAUCAAUCAAUCGAAAUCAACACAAUCAACAAAUAAUUUAAAACUUUUCUUUCUUACAAUUAAUUGUUAAUCAGAUAAUUAAGGUGUAAUUAGAUUAUUAAUUGUUACCUUAACGUUGUUGAUCAUUGAUCAAGUUUCAUUUUCCCUCAAUUAUUGGCCUUUAAUUCAAUUUCUUUGGUGGAUUUUUCAUUCAAUUCUCUUGAUUAAUUCUGGUGGAUUAACUCAUUUGGAUUCAAUUGAGUUUGAUUAACAAUAACAAUAACUAUUAUGAGGAGAUCACAAAUGAUCAUUACCAAAACCAUUGGAUUAACUAUUGUUAUUAAUCAAUCAACUACUCUAAUCCAACAACAACAACAAGGCGAUUCUAUAAGAUCAACAAGUCCUUGAUUAACAUUUUUCGCAAAUCACAAUCAAUCUUGAUAGAUUCAAGCGUGACACCUACAAGUUUCAUCCACAAUUAACAGUCAACAAUCAACUGAUCAUAUUCGCAAUCAUAAUCUAAUCGAAAAUUAAGUUUUACCUUCGUUUUCUUCAUCUUUCUAUCUCUCUCCUUAAUCUUGUCCUCUAUCGACUUUUCAUCUCAUCGAAAAACGGAUAACGUUCAAUCUGACGAUUUAUCCUCAUAAUCUCAUAUAAUAUAAUCACAACAAUUAAUCAUCAAUAAUUAACCUUAACUUUGACCUAAAUUCAUUGAUCGAAUCCGCAGAAGACAAAAAAAAGUUAUCACUUCUAUUUAGAAAUCAUAAUUAACCAGUUUGAUUGUUGUGAAUACUUUUUUCUGUUGUUUCUGUUGUUUAAUUGCUUACAAUUAAUUUUGAUUAGAGCUGAAAAAAAAACUUCUCUUCAAUUUAUAUUAAUUCACAGUUAAAUCAUCAUCAUCAUAAAUCAUCAUCAAAGUUGAUCAACGAAAAUUAUCAACAAUCAAAACCGCCGAGAACCUUUUUUUUGUGAUUCACCGUAAACUUAAGGCACGACGACGAUACCCAAAAGUCCAAACGGUUCACCCGUUACCAGGUCAUCACAAGUGACCCCGUGUGACGUAACGGGAAAGUGUGAACCCAUAGGAAAUCGUUACCGUGAUUGUUGUAACGGUUUAAAUAACCAAUCAGCUGAUCCUGAUAAUCAACCAUCUAAACAGGUAACCAACAUUCAGCAUCACGGAUUAUCAUCAGGAUCAUCAACAAUCAAACCGAUUGAUUUGAGUGGUAAAAAGUUAUCACCACCGUCAACAAAUAACAUCAUGUGUCCACCUCAAGUGACCACCGUUGAUGAAAACAAUCAUGUGGCCGUUGUCUGGCGAAACCUUACCGUUUAUAAACCAAUGGAUCUACUUGACGGUUUCCUGGUUAAAUCCAUGUCCCAUAAAUGUCGUAAGGCCAUUUUACGAAACAUUUCAGGUGUCUUUCGAUUCCAUGAUCUAUCCGCUAUCAUGGGACCUUCGGGUGCUGGUAAAACAACAUUGUUACAAUGCUUAUUUGGUACAUGGUCAGGUCGUUAUAAGGGUAAAAUCUAUCGUAAUCCAUUAGCAAAUAAGGCCUCAUUUAUAACCCAAAAAGAGGAAGAUCACUUGUUCCCUUGUUUAUCGGUUAUUGAAUCCAUUUUUUAUGCUUCCCGUUUAAAGGGUGCUCAAAAUGAGUCCAAGGUUGUUGAAGAGCUUAUUGAUCAACUUGACCUUCGUAAUUGUCGCCAUACUUUGGUACACUCAUGUUCGGGUGGUCAACGUAAACGUUUGGUUAUCGCUCAAGAAUUGGCCUCAGAGGUUAAACCUAAAAUUUUAUUCAUCGAUGAGCCAACAUCAGGUUUAGAUUCAAACGUUUCUUUUACCGUAUUAACUCAAUUGCAAAAACUUUGCAUGGCCCAUGGAAUGGCCAUAAUUGCGACAAUUCAUCAACCCUCAUACAAGAUUCUUAAACUGUUUGAUCAACUUUACGUUCUUUCACGAGCAGGUAAAUGUCUUUACCAAGGUAGACCGGAAGUACUUCGCUCAUAUUUAUCUCAAUUCCAGGUUAAUUGUCCAAAUGGACAUAAUCCAGCGGAUGUUAUCAUUGAUGCCGCUGCGAUAAAUACAGUUUGCCUUUUGGACGAAGAAGAACCAACCGAUUGCUUUAGUCGAAGCCAUCGAUCAUCUCGAUCAUCAUCUAAAUCCUCAUCAGCAGUCGCCAAGUCACAAGUCAAUAAAACGACAACCAAUUUAUCAUCAAAUUCCCUGUCACCUUUACCCCUUUCACCCUCACAUUUUACAACAACAACAAAUAAUUGUCUCAAUAACUGUAAUCACACCAACAAUCAUAAUAAUUGUCUUCAUCUUUCACCACCACCAACAUCCUUCUCAUCUCAUCCAAUUUCAUACUCAUCCUCAUCACCACCAAAUGGACCUGCAAGUCAACAACAACAACGUAAAAAUCACCAACAACAACAACCCAAAGAGUCAACGACAAUUUCAAUAGUAACACCAUUAGAUGAGAAAGAAUUAUUAAAAGUUCGAUUAUUAGAAGAAUCUUCUGCCAAGUUGAUUGAAUUCGAAAUGGAUUCAAUUGAUACCAGUUCAAUGUCUGAAGUUGAAGAAAUGAGAGAAAAUCGGAAUCACCUUAGCCUUCGCCAUAUGAUGUAUCUACUUCGACGUUCAUUUCUCCAUGGUACUUGUCGUGAACCUUUAUGGUUAUUUAUUCGUGUUGGUUUACAUGUAUUCGUUGCCCUUUUACUUUCAAUGCUUUACGAUGGUAAUAUUGGUGUAGAUGAUGGUUGCCUAAGGGUAAAUUCAGCUGGAUACUAUUAUCGACCCAAUUGUACGGAGCAAGUUCCACUUUCCCGUCUUCGUGAGGAAUCAAAUAUCGAUAGGAACAUAUCUUACCUAUUUUUCAAUCUACUUUUCCUCAUGUUUGCCGCUCUCAUGCCAACGGUGUUAACCUUUCCCUCUGAGAUAAAAAUCUUUAUGAAUGAACAUCGUAACGGAUGGUAUUCAACCGCCUCCUAUUAUAUGGCCAAAACAUUAACAGAAUUCUGGAUUCAGUUAAUCCUUCCCUACCUCUAUUCCCUAUUCACUUAUUAUACAACCCAACAGAUUGGCCUGAAUUCAUGGGUAGACGCGAUCCCCUUUGCCACCAAGUCAUCAAGAUUUAAUAACUUUGUCUCAAUAUCAAUUCUUGCCUCUUAUAUAGCCACCACCAAUUUUAACAUCUCCAUUUUCGUGGCCACCGUUAUAAUGUUAUUCAAUUUUCUUUUCUCUGGUUUCUUUGUACGAUCCAAUUCAAUGGGUCGAGCACAAUUUAUAACUUACCUUUCCUUUAUACGAUUCGCUUUUGAGGCCAUUCUAUUAACCAUUUAUGGACAGAAAAGAUGCCACUCCGAUGAGAAUGGUGUCCGUCUAAGUGAUUCUGGUUCGUCUUUUGCAUCAAACGAUCAAAGUGAUUCUGAGUAUAAUAAUGUGAUCUCCGUAGUGAUGUUCAAAUUUGAGCUCAAUGAUAAAGAUUAUUCAACCCAUUUUACCGCUCUAACAUUUCACCUUAUCCUUUGGAGGUUGGUGACAUUUUUCAUCCUUUACUGUAAAGUUAAUCCGGAGAUUAAUUUCCGUUUCCCUAAUUUAUCCUGUUUAUCACCAAGGAAAAUUUUCUCAGCCAAAUGCUGUCUCUAUUUUUCAACCCUUGUAAUAAUUAUAUCUUUAGCUUUUAUCAUUUUUUCCGUCUAUUAUUUAAUCACUGAGUGAUUAAUACAAUCUAAAUUUAAAUCGUAAUCUCGUAAACAAAAUCAACACCAUAAUCUAUAAACACACACACACAAUACAAUUAAUUACACCAGGAUGAUGAUGAUGAUGACCACCACCUCCACCACCACGAUGACCACCACCUCCAUCAAUCUUUGCCCCACUUCCUCCUCCCAAUUGCAGCAUUUACAAUGGAUCCAAAUUUCCCGCGAAAAACUUUUAAUCAAUUAUAUGAGAAACUAAAAAAAAAACCAAUCGACAACAAUUAACAAUUUAAUUAUAUCAAUUGUAAGCAUAAUUAUAAUUUCAAAUUAAUUUGAUUUAAAUGAAAUACACACAAAAAAAUACAUACAUUGUAAUAAUAAUAAUGAGAUAAUAAUUAUAUUGUUUCAAUUGAUUGUUAA